This is a messenger RNA of Andrographis paniculata, 457 nucleotides long. RefSeq lists its product as uncharacterized. The coding region runs from base 15 to 350 and encodes 111 amino acids. The record is from RefSeq and is a predicted model, not a curated record. The transcript has 2 exons. Lineage: Eukaryota; Viridiplantae; Streptophyta; Magnoliopsida; Lamiales; Acanthaceae.
UAUAGGUGGUGCUAAUGUCGACGACUUCGUCAAAUACUAAGAAGAGUUUGAGAGGUGAAAUAUCGGAUUUGCGAUACAAAAAUCCAAUAUGUAAAUGUGGAAAAUAUGCUGCAAUUUCGAGUAGUUGGCCCUACGAAAGACACCGAAGUUUUGAAGAAGAAGAUGAAGAAAUUUCAAAACCUGAAUCCAAUGUCAAUGAAGUGCUAUUUACCACGGUGAGGUCUGAAAUCGAGAUUAUUGCUAAAGCAAUAGAGUCAAACACAAAACGUGUUGAAAGAAUUAUCAACAUGAUUAAGUAUCUUUGGGUUAUUAAUGUUAUUGUUGUUGCAAUUGUGGCAAUGGCUAAGUAGACGAUUAUGUUGUUUAUUUAUAUGGUUAUCGUUGUUGCAAUUAUGGCCAAGUAGAUAUCCUUUUAAUUUGAUGAUGUAUUUAAGGACUAAUAGUGCAUCUACUUGUU